CUCAGCAGCAGCAGGGGCAGCCGCUGGAGUGGGUGCGGGUGUUUGUGCAGGAGUACCGCCGAGGGGGUCAGGGAGGCGGAGGAGGAGGUGGAGGAGGCGAGGCGGAGUACACUCGCAACUUCGUGGUUAGCACUUACAAGGUGGUGUGGCGACGCUUCCAAAAGCUGCCUGCCACCCAGCGCCACUUUUACGAGAUCAUCCGCUCCGACCGGCCCUGCCACAUGUACUUUGACUUGGAGUACAGCCGGGGAGCGAACCCGGGGGUGGAUGGGGACGGCAUGGUAUACGAGGUGGUGCGGCUGCUGGGGCGGCUGAUGAGUGAGACCUGGC
Molecule: messenger RNA, 330 nt
Organism: Astrephomene gubernaculifera
Lineage: Eukaryota; Viridiplantae; Chlorophyta; Chlorophyceae; Chlamydomonadales; Astrephomenaceae
Source: the annotation of a GenBank genome assembly